AUGGAAAGACAGUUAUUUCGAGCCGCGUGUUUGACCCUGAUCUUGGGCACCGUCCUGUCGUGCGUCGCUUCUGACACAACUGGACUGGAGACUGAGGCUGAUUUCAAAACCACCAUCCCGAAAGAAGGGCUCCAGAGGGACCUAGAGCAAGUCUUCUCGCUUGGACCAUCCAGCACUCUGCAGGUUAUCGACGAAACCGGGAAAGCCGUCUAUCUUCCCGAACCCAGCCAAAGUGUUGAUGGGGCGUCGUCGGGCCCGUACAGUGCCGCGUAUCGAUUUGAUAACGGAGCGUGUGAUUUCAGCAAGACAAUCGAGUUCAAGGAUGCAUUUCCUGGGUACACAAAGCCACUAUGGGUUCACGAGGACUCGGAUUCGGUGGAGAGUGGGAAGGUAUCCGUGAGAGGGCCUGUGAGGUACACGUUUACGAAUCCUCCGGCGGAAUAUCUGGGUGGGGGUUUGAGUUUUUGUGUACGGUUCAAGACGGUGGUGGCUGCCGGUUCGGAUGCAGAAACCAGCACGUCGACCACGGCGACAUCUUCGGAUUCUUCAAAUGAUUCGCAAACGGAAACACCCCCGGAAGAGGAGGAGCACCUGUUGCCUGGGGAUCAACACGUGGGUUCUGGUGGAGGCGCUGGGGCAAGUGGCGGUGGUGGUGGUGGGUCUGGCUCGCACGGCGUUGAGGAUCUGGGAGAAGGCGGUCGGGGUGAAAGCGCUGAACCAGCCCCAAGCACAGUUCGAAUCGACAACGAUAGAAAUGACGCUGCAGAGCCGCAUACUGAGCACAAUGGUGCCCAACGUCUGCGGCACGGUGGGGGAUCACAGCCAGAGAGUGGUGCCCCGAAAGCAAACGAGAACCCUGCAGCAACCCCAGCUCCCUUCUCCACUGAGGAGACAUCAGGAGACAAAGUGCAGUCUCCUACGUCAGCACCUAUCGAAACAUCAACUCCAACUAUUGAUGUCUCAGUGCCGGAGGAUGGCCAAGUCACAGGAGACGCAAACGCACGCGCGGAUGGCCAGGAGGGCAGUGUUAGCGAAAAGAGCGGCACUCUUUCGAGGCGCCUCAGUGAGACUAAUGCAGGGAAAGAGGCGUACUUGACCAUCCUAGUUCACUCGGCGGCGUGGGUCUUUGCAAAUGGAUUGAGUGCAACAUCAGUUUUUCUUCUCGCUGCAGCAGCUACGCUGUUGCCGAUUUCCUAA
Molecule: messenger RNA, 1197 nt
Organism: Neospora caninum
Lineage: Eukaryota; Apicomplexa; Conoidasida; Eucoccidiorida; Sarcocystidae
Exons: 1
Coding region: 1-1197 (398 amino acids)
Source: RefSeq, a predicted model, not a curated record